Messenger RNA from Eupeodes corollae, 2191 nucleotides. It is a transcript of the gene Pdss2, whose product is annotated as all trans-polyprenyl-diphosphate synthase PDSS2. NCBI's taxonomy places the organism in Eukaryota, Metazoa, Arthropoda, Insecta, Diptera, Syrphidae. The transcript is spliced from 4 exons. Gene Ontology annotation, molecular function: prenyltransferase activity. Gene Ontology annotation, biological process: ubiquinone biosynthetic process; isoprenoid biosynthetic process. Bases 647 to 1957 code for a protein of 436 amino acids. The record is from RefSeq and is a predicted model, not a curated record. Gene Ontology annotation, cellular component: mitochondrion; transferase complex.
GUUUUUCUUAUAAGAUAUAACUUUUUUAGCUACCAUGCUCAACUAACAAACUAUUUCUACUUAACUGAGCACAAACACUUGAGAUACCUUCAAGCCACAAUUCCCAGCUCCAUAAAGCCGUCUGGUCGCACAUUCUUUUAAUUUGACUUGCCUUAAAUUACCUCACUGCUUACAGCUCGCUAAAGUCUCACUGUCUUACGACUCGUGCUGUGCAGCUAGAGUUCAUUAGUUUGUUGUGUCUUGCUUGCGUGCCCGUGAUGGCUAUUGAUGCUGCUGCAUUCCGAUGUUGUUUACGAAAUCACAACCAGCAGUAGCACCACAGAAGACUGACACUGAAGAAAUACCAAGAAAUAAAUUGGCAGUAGAGAAGAAGAAAAAACGACGAACAAAACAAAAGAAAGUAGGUCGUUGUUCGUCGUUCGUUUCGGUGUGAUUGCGCCGUUCGCUCAACAUCAACCAGAGUUUCACUUUUUCUUUUCGAUUUCAACGGAGACGGUCGUGUUCAUGCUUUAUUGCUUUUUUCGAAUAGUGCGUUUGAAGAGAUCGUGAUCCUGUAGUGAUUCCCAUACCCUAGUCCAUCCCACACACAAAAAACAUAAACAAAGUGCCUCUAUUUUCUGUACAAAUACAAACUUCCCUUGAAACCAUGUUAAGUAAGCAUCUUAUGCAACAAGUGAGGUGUCGCUUCUCCUCAUUAGCGGUUCAACUUCCUGUGACUUUCACCCAAACGCGUUCGUUGCGAGUGGCUCAAAGGUGCGAUGAAAAAUUUGCCACCAAGCAAGUCCCUAAGCACGAUUGGAACCGUGCUGUUAGUGAAGCAGAACGCAUCGUUGGCUAUCCAACAUCGUUCCUAAGCCUGCGGUGGCUCCUAAGCGAUGAAAUCGCCAAUGUGGCCUUGCAUCUGCGAAAGCUGGUGGGGAGUAAUCAUCCGUUGCUUAAGACUGCCAAGCAUCUACUGUAUAAUGGGAAAAAUACAAUGCAAGCUUGGGGAUUGAUUGUUUUAUUAAUUUCCAAGGCAGCAGGUCAUGCGCCACAUAUUCCUGAUAUGGAACAGGACAAAAGUGCUGGAGUGCUUCAUUCGCAGAGGGCAUUGGCGGAGAUUACCGAAAUGAUUCGGAUUUCACAUUUAGUUCAUAAUAGUUUAGUUAAUUUACAACGCACCACAGAAGCUGGCAAAGACGAAGCUAAUUAUGAGGACAUGACUUUUGGCAAUAAAAUUGGACUCCUAACAGGCGAUUAUCUGUUAGCGCAUUCUUGUGCCGAACUAGCCAAUUUGCGCAAUCAGGAAAUUUGUGAAUUGAUCUCAUCAGCUGUUAGAGAUUUUAGUGAGUCUGAAUUUAUUGGCGAUCGUGAUGAACAAAAUAAUCCACUUCCAUCCAAGCCGGGUAUCGACUAUCCACGUAAUGCAGUACCAACAAAACCAUUUGUCAGUGAUUUCACUGAAACCGAUGCUCUUAUUCCCAUCGAUGUGCAAUCAACUUUUGGAGAUCCAGAAAAAGAAUGGGAAGUUCGUCAUAUUCUAAAUGCUGGUAGUCUUUUGGGUAAAAGUUGUCAGGGAUCGUUGAAGUUAGCCGGUCAAAAUGAAGAAAUGCAAAAACUAGGUUAUUUAUUUGGCAAACAUCUAUCCCUAGCCUGGCAGGCUUGUCUUGAUGCUGAACCUUUUCAAUGUAGCACAUUACCAUCGGACUCUACAUUCAGUUUGAUCAGUGCUCCAGUUCUAUUCCACCUUAAACACGAUCCAUCUUUGUAUGAUGAAAUUGAAAAGGGUCUGGUUUCAAUUGAUAACAUUUCUUACCAAAAGCUACACAAAACCAUACUGGAAGGUCCAGGAUUGGAGAAAACAAAAGAACUGCAACACAAACACACCACCGCAGCCAUGCAUGUUCUAGAAAGAUUUCCUCCAUCCGAUGCCAGAACGGCGCUUGAGAAUAUUAUUUUAGCAAUGCAGGAUAUGUAAUGUUAGAAUUUAGUUUUAGAAAACACAUUUCGGUGGAGUUUUUGGUUAUAAGUUUUUGUUAAAAAAAAAUAAUAUUAACAUUGUUGGGAUUGUUACAGUUUUUAUCUUUUUUGUUUUUCCAUUUCUAUUUAUGUAUGUAUACACUGUUUGUGCACUCAUAUAGACAUUUUUUUAUAUACAAACAAGUCAUUUUUUGUAGUAAAUAUAUAAUAAGAAUAUAUUUUUAAAAACAAA